Molecule: messenger RNA, 6684 nt
Organism: Spizellomyces punctatus DAOM BR117
Lineage: Eukaryota; Fungi; Chytridiomycota; Chytridiomycetes; Spizellomycetales; Spizellomycetaceae
Product: DNA polymerase (pol2)
Exons: 28
Coding region: 71-6646 (2191 amino acids)
Biological process (GO): double-strand break repair via homologous recombination; error-prone translesion synthesis
Cellular component (GO): zeta DNA polymerase complex; nucleus
Molecular function (GO): DNA binding; nucleotide binding; DNA-directed DNA polymerase activity
Source: RefSeq, a predicted model, not a curated record
GAUCGCGGUCAUGGGAAAAUGACCGGCGCAUCUUUCUCCAUCCCACAGUUGUCGUGCACCAUUUUCAAGAAUGGAACCGCUGCAUAGAGCUGAGGAUAAUGCACGACCUCUGGAACCACUGAUAUCGAUUCGGAUCAUCACUCUAGAUCACUAUCUGGCGUACCCGAAUCCACUCACAGAUCAUUGCGCAACGCAGUUUUCCGCCCCGGGAGCCAAGGGGUUUAAAGUUCCCAUUAUUCGCAUAUUUGGUGUUACUGAAAAUGGUCAGAAGGCCUGUGUCCAUGUACAUCAGGCCUAUCCAUAUAUCUAUAUUCCCUAUGACGGGCCACUUGACCCGCAAGGAGUACGGCUCUAUAUUCAUAAGCUUGGCACGAGUCUGAAUCAUGCCACUGCCCUCGCUCUUGGCCAAAAUCAGCGAAACACCGGAAAGAGCCUGUACAUUGCAUCCAUUAUACUUGUUAAAGGCAUUCCUUUUUACGGAUUCCAUGCCGAAUACCAAUUCUUUCUCAAAAUCAAUCUCCUCAAUCCUAAUUUGGUCAAUAGGAUAGUCGCGAUAUUGGAAAGUGGAAGUGUUCUAGGAAAGGCCUUUCAACCUUUUGAAGCCCAUAUACCCUACCUUCACCAAUUCUUCAUUGAUUACAAUCUCUACGGCAUGGAUUUUAUGCGAUUGGCUGAUGCAAGAUUUCGGAUGCCUAUACUGGAUAUUUCCCGUGGAGAGCAUCCCCUUAUUCCACUGAGCGGAACCCAAAUUUUUAAGGACGAGCACCUCGACGGUCGAUACAAGUGGCCCUCACGUUACGGGAUAAGGCGGCAGAGCUAUUGCGAAUUGGAACUAGAUACAUGGGUGACGGAUAUCUUGAAUCGCCAUACAAUAGAAGAGCGACCAGCAACUGCACUUGUAGAUAUUGCAAAGGGCCAGUUAAACCUGGAAGACACCAAACUUGUUCCAUCAUUAGCUGCGAUUUGGCAGGAUGAGCGCGACCGGCGGCUGGCCAAGGGUUUAGAGGCGAACUUGUCAAUGAAUGCAACUCCAUUUGGUGAACGACUCCCAUACUCCCCUUGGAGCAAUGAAGAGCGACUGCGUGACCAGAUUCGUCGCGCAUGUGGGGAGCUGGAUGAACAUAGAAAAGCGAAUGGACAAGCACGAUCUGUUCAGCAGUCUGUCUCUGCGCUAAUGGACGACGUGCUCACUGCCUUUCAAUCAGUUCCCGCUGUCCGAGCUGAUAGAGUCCGACCCAUAGAGUCCGGUGAUGAUGCUAGUAGGAAGGAGCAACAGUUACAGUCGUCACCUGUUCAUGCGGGUAACAGCUUAUCAGCGCAAGACUACUCGCAGUUAUUUGAUGACGUGGAGAUCGAAGUAGAUAUCGACAGGAUAACACAAGCGUUUCCCUCCCAACAGUCUCAAGGAGAAAAAGAGGCUGCUGAGAUCCUUGAUUGGAUGGCGAAUGGUCAGGAUGAAGAUGAGAUGAUUGACCAGGCUUGGCCGGAUCAGUUCCAGCGGGAAAACUUUGAGGAUGGUGGAGAGGAUCGAGAUUCCGAACCGCAGGAUUUGCAACGCGAGGAAGAAGAAGAACUGGAGGAUUUAUCAUUGAUCUACGAUGAUCCGCGCACGCCCACGUCGACACCGGCAAAAUCAGUCCAGGAAGCUUCGUCAGUGACUCAGAGGACAACCCCGACCACCAAGCGAAAUGUAUUUCUGGCUACGUCUCCCACAUCGCCUACACCGAAGAGCCGUGGGAGCGCACCAAAGCAUUGUGACCCUGGCUCCAGCCACACCAGUUCUUCAUUACCCCUCUGUUCGGAGCAACGGAUUGGCACCCACCCACUGAGCCGAGACAGUACACCAAAAACAUUGUUUCACUUGGCUGCCGGUACCCCGUGGUCUGAGAAGCUGCUCUCAACACCGCGCGAUUAUAUGCGCGUGCAGACGUCAUUUGAUGCAUUAGUCCGGAGUCCUGUUGAGAAUGAAAUUGAUGACAGGGGCCAUGCUGUUGGGGAGAGUUCGCAUGUGGAUGAUUCUCCAGUGAUUGGACAGCAAAUUGUUAGUGGGCAUGAUCGUGAGGAGAGGUUGACAGAUUCUCCAACUUCACCGCGAGCUUCUCCUCAUACCUCGUUCAACAGGCGUAUCCCGCAAGUGGAUGGAGCGGGUGAUACUCCACCGACGUCUCUACUGCAGAAGAACACUCGAUACUCGGGGACUCAAGAUUCUCAGACCAAUAUCGCAGAUGUUGACUCUUGCCCGCACGACGUUCCACUUUCAAGCUCUCCACUUCCAUUCUCAGCCGCACGCCGCAAACGUCCGAUUCGUUACGUGGAUGAUUCCUCAGACGACCUGCAUGAACCAAAUGAUGUGGCUAAUACCGCUAGACCCCCCUCCUAUCGAUGCCAUCCAUCCCGCCCAGUUCCUCGAUCUGGCUCUUUCGUAUGCAUCGAAAUACCGGUCAAACGUCGCCGCAUUGUGGCUGGGAGCCCCAAGCCGUUGUCAUCUUCUCACGAGCGGUCUCCCAUACAUUCUGUCCAGAAUAGUUCACGGAAACGCGUCGAUGACGAGCUAUGUUUUCCUCCAUCCAGUCCCCGGUCAGUUACUACUGAGCUGUCUGGACCAGAUGAUUUUUUUGCCGAAUUCGUCCACGAGAACCCGGCGGGUGCCACUAGCAUACUUCAGAAUGAAGCAUACUGUGAUGCUCUGGAAAGAUCGCCCGUACGCUUGACUGACUCAGUGAACUGGUCCGACAGCAGCUCGGACAGCGGCGACCAGAUGGAUCACUUCCGUUCCCAGUCUGACCGAGAUGAGUCGGUCCCUUCUUCUACGUACUUUACUUCGUCAAUAUUGGGUAUGUGGUCUCCUCCAGCAGUUGAGGAGAUCCCUUUUGAGUUAUCCUCCUUCAUCUGCGACCCACCCUCUGUCGGCUCCCCUUCUGAACUCCCAAAUCAGAAAACAUUUUUGGAGGAGACAGUGCAUGAGGCAGCACGUGGUGACCCCGAACAACCAUCUUCACAUGCUGAUGCCCCUCAAAGUGUCUCCAAAACAGUUCACUUUGCGGAGUAUGACCAGACGAUACAUGGAUCAGACCAGUACGAUCCUGGGGGACACUCUGGGUCCCCGAUGGAGACUGACAGCGAUAGUGAGGGUUCUAUCGACGAUGGAAUAAGCUCUACCACCGCGGAGCAGAUGGAAACUGAGGAGCAAGAGGUCGCGACCAAAAGACUCAAUUCCGAGAUGCAAUCAUUAGUUUCUGAGACCAAGGCCACACCGAUAUUGGAUGGCAUGCAAACAUCUCCUUCGUCAUCUGGCAGCAUCGUAGAUAAGGAUCGGCAGGAUCCUCCUCCUUGUGAUGAUGAAGUCAACCGGGACACUUGUGAGACAACAUCGUUCGCUGGCGGCAACAGACUUCCUUCAACACUUCUCAUGGAGGCACCACCUUCGCGAACUCAUUUACAAUCGUUUGUCUCGCAGUUGGAACUUGCUCCAAGUAGUACUCCGUCGGAAAGAUUCUCCCUAUCUGCGGAAGAAAGACAUUCAACGGCCUGUUACCGGUUUGCACCUCCUCCCUCCGCGGAUGAGCUCGUUCUCUCUCUUGCCACUUAUGAUAUUCCCAAAGUUCUCUACCGGGAACCACAUUUCAGCAAUCCUCUUGAUGUUCCUCCACGGCCGAAAGUAUUUGCUGGAAGGGAGUUUAAAUUCAAACCGGAAGAUACUGAGCAUUUAUCAGAAUUCGAUACUUCCGGCUGUCAUUCCUCGACAUUACAGAGCUCUACUGGAGUUCCGGGUGAGCUAAUCAAAGGAUUGGCAUUCUGGAAGGAGGAGAUCAACGUAUUUGAGGGUGAUAGGAGCUUCAUUCCAAGUUCUUUGUUCGUGUGGACAUUAGCGUCAUGUCCACCUUCCCGCACCCAUGUGAUGGAGUGGCUAAAGAACAAUCCGUCAAGAAAGGAAACUAACGUCAAGGGAGAUGUCGUUGUUGAAAGUGAACCUAUUGCGGCACAGAAGAGUCUCUCUGUACGGCGAAAGCCAGAAGAUGUAUCACAAAUUGAAGCCCCAACGCCUAAGAACCCUUAUGGGUUCAAAUAUAGUCAGAUCAACGUCAACAAAGUUCAUCAGGAAAAAGAGUAUAUUUGCACAAUGAGUUUGGAGCUGCACGCACGAUCCCGAGAGGACUUUAUGCCUGAUCCGAGGCAUGAUCCAGUUUGUGCGGUUUUCUACUGCUUGCAGAAUGAGGACGAACGUCGAUAUAAGAGCAAUGGACAUAGACCUGGAUCCCAUGUUGGUGUAAUAAUGAUACAAGACGACUUUCACCUCAACAAAACUGGAAUCAGUGGUUACGUGGUAGAUUCAGUUUCAAGCGAGAAAGACUUGUUUGAAAAACUUGUGGACCGAGUGCGAUCAUUCGAUCCCGAUUUGCUUAUAGGGUACGAGAUACACAAUUCGUCCUGGGGUUAUCUCGUUGAGCGCGCUCGAGUCGCACUUGAUAUUGAUUUAUGCACUGAGCUCUCUCGAGUUUUGCCGGAUAACGCAAACACCAAGUUUGGACGAGACGAGGAUUCGUGGGGCUUCCGCAAGCAGUCACACUUGCACUGCACUGGGCGUAUCUUUCUCAAUGUGUGGCGAUUAAUGCGAUCAGAGCUCAACCUGACGUCGUACAGCCUGGAGAGUACGGCGUAUCAUGUUUUGCACAAGAGAGUUCCAAAAUAUGCCCAUCGGACUCUGACGGAAUGGUACGACAAAGGAAUGCUGUAUAAAUGGCGAACUAUCAAAUACUACAUCAGCCGUACGCAGUACAAUGUUGAACUGCUGGAAGAUACACAAAUGAUAAGUCGUACAAGCGAGUUCGCUCGUGUUUUUGGUAUUGAUUUCUACUCGGUCAUUACGCGAGGAUCACAGUUCAAAGUUGAAUCCAUCAUGGCUCGGAUCGUAAAGCCAGAGAAUUUCAUUAUGGUGUCUCCCAGCAGAAAGCAGGUGGCAGCGCAACGCGCGUGUGAAUGCAUCCCGCUCGUCAUGGAGCCACAGUCUCGGUUCUACAACAGUCCGUUGCUGGUACUCGAUUUCCAAUCAUUAUAUCCCUCCGUAAUGAUUGCAUACAAUUAUUGUUAUUCGACUUGCUUGGGGCGGAUUCAGUCCGUUGGGAAGCCGCACAAGUUUGGCGUUUUAGACGACUUUGAAGUACCGGUAGAAUUCGUGGAAAUGUUCAAGGAUCACUUGAACGUAUCUCCGAAUGGUCUCGUAUUUGUCCAGCCUCACAUUCGCGAAGGUACACUAAGGCGAAUGCUAUCAGAAAUCUUGGAUACUCGAGUUAUGGUCAAGCAGUCAAUGAAGAUUCAUAAGGAUGAUAAAGCCGUGCUGCGGACUCUAGAAGCGCGACAAUUGGGCUUGAAGUUCAUCGCAAACGUCACUUAUGGUUACACGGGUGCCAGCUUUUCAGGUCGCAUGCCAUGCGUUGACAUUGCUGAUGCUAUAGUGCAAACUGGCCGAGCUACUUUGGAAAAGGCUAUUGAACGGAUCCACAGCACCGCGAAAUGGGGCGCAAAAGUGGUUUAUGGAGACACUGACUCUCUUUUUGUCUAUCUUCCAAACGUGAGCAAGGACGAUGCUUUCCGCAUCGGUAAAGACAUCGUCGAUACCAUCACAAAAAUGAACCCCGAGCCUGUGAAACUCAAAUUCGAGAAGGUAUACCAUCCAUGUGUUCUCCUAGCGAAGAAGCGGUAUGUGGGAUUCAAAUACGAAAGUCCAGAUGAAAAGGAGCCCGGUUUCGAUGCUAAGGGAAUCGAAACUGUGCGAAGGGACGGCUGCCCCGCGGUAGCGAAGACUAUGGAACAAUGUCUGAAGAUCCUGUUCCGCACUCAAGACCUGUCAAGAGUGAAGGAGCACCUCUAUCGACAAUGGACAAAAAUCUUGUCGGGUCGCGUGUCUAUACAGGAUUUCAUCAUCGCGAAAGAAGUAAAGCUCGGAACGUACAGUGCCCGGGGUCCCCCACCACCUGGCGCACUGAUCAGUACCAAAAAGAUGGCCGUGGAUGGACGAUCUGAACCUCAAUAUGGGGAGAGAGUGCCGUAUGUGGUCGUUCAUGGCGGACCGGGUUAUCGUUUGAUAGAUUCUGUUGUACCUCCAGAAGAGCUCCUAAAUAGCAGGACACUGCAAUUACAUGGGACGUAUUAUAUUACAAGACAGAUAAUCCCGGCUUUGUCGAGAGUCUUCGCUCUUGUAGGGGCAGACGUCGAAAGCUGGUUCAACGAGAUGCCUAAGGUACAACGAGCAAUUCAGUUUACCGCAUCGCAAAUGCGGCCCGAAUUGCAACAACAGUUGAGAAAUGGUCCUGGGCAAACCAUUGAUCAAUAUUAUGUGGCUAAGCAUUGUCUCGUGUGUCAUGAGUUGACACAUAACGAGAUCUGUGGCUCAUGCGCAAGGGAUCCUCAGACGUCUGCAUCCAAGCUCGCGCGUCGCAUAAGCGAAUCGGAAAAACGAUAUAUCCAAUUGCAGCGUGUCUGUCGUUCUUGCUCUGGACACAGUACCGCCCUAGAUUUGGAUUCGGCGUGCAUAUCAUUGGAUUGUCCAGUGUACUAUGCUCGUGUGAAGGCUAAACAUGGGGUCAAACUGAACGCAAAGAUACUUAAUGGUAUGGAGAAAUUAGGUAUCAUGAUGGAGGAGCAAUAAACAUGGUACAUGAAUAUAUACAAUUGCAAUUGCACAGA